GUGAGCAUUUGGAAAAGUUACGUAAGAGUAUUCUUAGGUCUUACUAAGAAGAAAGCCGGGACACACAAGGAAUUACUAAUGGACCAGUUUAUACUCCAGGCGGUGCUUCUCUACAUAGCAAUGUGUUUCUGUCCAUUACAAAGUCAAGAUAACAGCUUGUUUCCACCUACAUUCCUUAAUGUUUCCAAGGACCUUGGUCUUCAGCAGCUGUUACUAGAAUGGGAUGUUGGGGACGAAGCAUAUAACUCUGAAAGAGAAAUGGUUUUUAACAUCCAAAUCAAUCAAACUGGAGCGACUGAUCUUGUCUGGAAUGUGAAUUACACAACAACUCUCAACAAAUCAAAUCGACCUAUACAAUGGAUGUGGGUUUCCAAAGCACCCUUGGAGUGUAUGUUGUUUGCAGUACGAAUCAGGAGUCUAGUGAUAAGUGAAAAUGUACCAGUGUCUGAAACUUGGAGUCAUUGGACUGAGUCAAAGGAAGUGAAAGGAAUGGACAUAGAAGACUCCAAGGCUUACCUAUUCCCAAGCCAUGAUAUAGUUGUUGAAAAAGGGUCCAACAUCACCUUUUGCUGCAUUGGAAAAAAGGGGGAAAGGAUACAAUAUUUAAUGUUUGGUACCCAGAACUAUUUGGCAAGUACAAGCCACCGAAGAAUGGUGUUUACUGUAGAAAAUGUUCCCCUUUCAAAGCCAGGUGGAAUCGCGGUGCUCUGUAAUAACGUUUAUCCUCCCGGGACAAUAGUCUUUGUCACCCGACCGCCUGGUGAUCCCAAAGACCUGUCUUGUGAAACAGAAGACAUGGUUACAUUAAAUUGUGCCUGGCAGCCUGGAUCAGAAGAUAACCUCGCAGGGAACCAUUCCAUAAAGUUCAUCCUGUCUGAUAUGUCUAAAGGGAAAAUCAAUUGCCUUCCACACUUCCCAAAGAACACCUGCUCAUUCAAAAUUGGUACUCAGACCACAUAUAACUUAACACUGACGGCCAGAAAUGAUCUGGGGGAGAAGUAUACUAACCUUGUUUUUGAUGUAGCCCAUAGAGUUCAUCCCGUAACCCCUUCUGACCUCUCAGUUUCUGAAAGUAAUUCCUCUGCUAUUGAGUUACGUUGGAAAGUAAAACAUAAACUUGAGCUGCUUUGCCAAAUUGAAUGUCGUCAUCCAGAUGGGAAAGUGGAACUGCACAACAGCACGUCCCAUAGCACUGAGACAUAUCAUAUCACGAGUGGGUUGCAACCUUAUACAAGGUACUCUUUUCGAGUGCGCUGUGGUGCCGACCGACACUUCUGGAAAUGGAGCGAAUGGAGUGAAUCAAAAACUGGAUGGACAAAAGAAUCUGCUCCAUCAGGGCAUCUUGAUGUCUGGAGAAGCAUUAGCCCAGGUUUGGACUCUUGUAAUGUAACUCUGUUCUGGAAGCCAUUACCAAGCUUUCAUGCUAAUGGAGAAAUCAGGACAUAUGAGAUCUUCUAUGAAAGAUUAGGAGAACGUUCUAUGCCCGAGGAGGUCCCUGCAUCAAACAAUUCCACAAUGAUUUUUCUUAAUAACUGUUCCUAUACAAUCAAUGUCUUGGCGAAGAAUUCUGUAAAUUCAUCUUCUCCUUCGGCGAUCGUCAUCUCAGCAGCUUCAGAGAAUGAUCACAUGUGGGAGAUUAACACCAGUGCCUCCAAAGACGAUACAAUCAACAACACAGAGACUGGCAUUUACAUCUCUUGGAAGCCUCAAGGUCACUUUGAUGGCUACAUCAUUGACUGGUGCAACCACCCAAGGGCCAAACCUUGUGAUUUUCAGUGGAAGAAAUUUGGACAAAACCAGUCCAGUGCUCUCAUUAUCUCAGAUGCUUUCACUCCUGGAGUGAAAUACACUUUUGGAGUGUAUGGAGCUCAAGGUAACAGAGCUUCUUUGCUGGAGAAGAAAGCCAGAUACCUUAAAGAACUGGAGCCCCCUAGUUUCCCUGAACUGCAUAUAGUCACAGCAACUUCCCAAUUGCUGAAGAUAACGUGGGAUUAUGAUCAUAACGAGUCCCUCCCUGGGUUUAUCAGAGGCUACAAUGUUCAUGUGAAAGCUAAACAUGGGAAUUGCACAUUCAAGGGAUCAGAACAACUUGUAAUUCCAGAUAGUUCCGUAAUAUGCAAAUAUACAAUUGAGGACCCAGCUAAAAAGACACUGACAGUGAAACAGCCAGGGCCAAGCAAGGAAUACUGGCUUGAAGUUCUUGCUUUCAGCACUAUUCCCCCCAAUAUCACAGACACCUUUAUAAAGGGGACUGCAGUACACCUUAGGAAAGUAACCAUACCCCCUGACGGAAGUUGGGUCUUUCAGCUACUCCUGCUACUGAUGGUGGUACCUUUAAUGCUAAUAAUUUGUAUAUGUUUCUGCAGAAGUGAUCGGGUGAGGAAUUGCUGUUGCCCUAAAAUCCCCUAUCCCACUGUGACCCCAUUUAAGGUUCUGCAGUUGUACCCUAGAACCUUAUCGGCAGCAAGUGACUUAACUCCCAACAACAUAAUAGUGGAGGAGCAUAAAUCACAGCCCUGGAGUGGUGAAGAAAAACACUACCUCAGUCAAGACCUUCCUGUUGAGAUGCCUGCUGUGGAAACUUUUGCAUUUCAAAACGUGACCUACUUUACUGAAGACGCAAACCGUUACCAGAACCUACAGCUGCAAGGGGCAGAAAGACAGAAACCCAGACUGGUGCCAGCAUCUUACAAGCCAUUGGAGUGCCUUAUUUUUACCAGCAAUCUCGCCAGUUUAAAUUACCUUUCUCAAAUGGAUGUGCCUUUCGCUGGGGUCAAGCAAGGCAGCCGGGCUUCUCUUGACCCUGCUCCGUGUCCAGAAUACAAACCCCAGCAGGCUAUAGGAUCUGAAUCAAGCACGCCUGAUACAUCUGAGGAAACUACAGAGACACUUUGGUGAGCUCUGAAUCCACGGCAGGUGUCCCACCUGCACAUUUGAAGCCACACGCACACAAAAAUGAAAGUGGAAAGAGCAGCGGACCAGGGGAUAAUUAUGUGAGGUGACACUUUAGACUGAAUCACCGCUCUUUCUGAAGAAGAGGCAACAUACCAUACGAGAAGCCUUUACGAACUCACAAGGCCAGGAAUGUCCAUAGAGCAAAGCUGGAAGCCUUCCUUCGACACAAGAAGUGCUUAUGUUGGAAGAGAGCUUCAAACUAGGUUGAACAGGGUGGUAAAAUACAUGUGGCUCUCUCCUCGGCCUUAGGAUUGUCGCAGACACUUGUUUAUUUAAAACAUAUUUAAAUUGCCUUUGAACUCAAACUGAGCACUCCAGGAGAUGUACAGCAUGAUGCUAUAGCAUAGUGGUUAAGCAGCUGGGCUGCGAAUCCUACUGUUGCCGUGAGCUCAGCAGGUGGCCUUGGGCAAGCCGCUCCUCAGCCCCGGCUCCAGAGCUGUAUUGUGGGGAUAAUAAUACAUAGACUUUGUUCACCACUCUGAGUGGGGCUCUACUCUGUCUAGAAGAGUGGUAUAUAAAUGCAGUCAUUAUUAUUAUUAUUAUUCUAAGUGUACAACGAUACACACACACACACACACACACACACACCAGCCUAGACACACAUGCAUGUCAGUCUUUGAAGGCUGCCACACAGGAUGAGUUCCAAAUGGAAGCUCUCUCAACAGGGAUCGUGAACUCUGAAUUCUGGCACUACACAUAGUAUUUCAGUCUUUCUUCUGCAUGACUUCAUAACAGAUAGUCAUCAGCGACAUUGAUUUAUUGUCUUGAUGUUGUAAUACACUACAUAUACAAAACAGCUAAUUUUUGAAAAAAAUGAAUUUUAAGAUUUUUUUUUAGACACUCAUGUGGGGAGACUGGUUGAUCUCAGUAUUGGUCACUGGAAAGGCAAGUAAAGCCUUCCUUGCUGCUACCGCCUUCUUUUCCUUUGUAAGCAGGAACUCAAGCUCCUCCACUUAAGCCGAAAAAAACCCCAAGGAGAACAUUUGGAACAACAAUGUGCCUCUUAUAAGUAGAGCUCUGAAAUAAGUAAUGGGGCAAAUAUUCUUUAUGGUAUCCGCACCACAACUAAGAUGGCUUAAAGUUUAGAGGCUAAACUGAACAAAAGAGCAGCGGGAACUUUGGUUGGGAUCUUAACUGAAAGAUGGCUCUCUUCUCUCAAAAGUAUUUACAACUUGAUAUAAGCUAGCUCUCAUUUCAAAUCAGAAUCACUGUGGCUGAAGUGCCUAGAGGGACAGAUGUAUUCUCUGCACUAGCCUGCAGCAGUUCUUGGCACUAUGACCUUUAAUUGUAGGGCUUUAAUGCCUGCUCAGAUCAGCACUAUAUAAUACGGGAGAUAUCUUUGGGGUUUGCUUGAAAGGGAUAGAAUUUCUCCAUUCCUUUGCAUAAGUCAUUUGCUGAUUGGCUGAACCCAGUGAGGUGCUCCUCCAGUCUUUCAAAUGCCCAUAAGUGAAUUCCUAUUUUUGGGGUUGGUGCAUGGUGAUUUCCCCAUUUUUCCUUUUGUGCCUUUUCCUGCCUUCAACUAAGACAUACAUGAGUGAGCAUGCAUUUUAAAACAUCACACAGUAUUUUGCACAAUUCAGCUGACUCUCCUUGAACUGUUCUGUCUCUGAUCUUCCAGGAUAUGUAUAGUCCAGGCCUGAUUGUUCCUUUGAGUUGCUUGAUUAUGAAGUCUAGGCCAGCUGCUAAUGGGGACUCUUAACUGCAGUCCUUUGGGCAUCCAACCUCUGGCCACAAGGAGUUGGUCCAUUUGUGGUUCCAGGCUCUUCCUUCCAGGUAAAGGGAUCCAGAACCAGCUCGAACUAGAGUCUGGCUAAGUGAUGGUAGCCAGAAGGAGCAGCUUUUCUGUAAUCAGCAACCAUUAGUAGUGGAUGCAGUCCAGGCUCCUUCCAUAGGAAUAUACAAUGGGUUCUAGAUAAUCGGGAGGAAGCACAUCUGGUAGCCAACCUCUUAAUGGAAACUGGAGUUCUCUCACAAUUAAUGAUCUCCGCACUACAGAGAUCAGUUCCCCUGGAGAAAAUGGCAGUUUUGGAGGGUAAACUCUAUGGGAUCUCCGCCCUGCUGAGCUGCACUCCAGAAUCACAGCAUCCUGGCUGCUUUAAAUUUUAAAAACACAUACCAUUUUUCACAUCUAGCUUAGCCCAGGAGAAAAAAGGUUAUCCUAAAGAGAGAAAAUGACCUCUCAGCAGAGGGAAAGACCUAGCCAAGUGGGCUUCUUUAAGUAGGUAGUUCCCUCAAGUGGUACAAUUCAUACAUCCCAUCUCUCCUUGUGUGCUGUGGCUAAUAGGUUAAACGUUUUCUUAGCAAACCACACAUUUUUAUUCGGCACAUUAAUGUGGGACCUCACUGGUCCUUUUAAACCACAAUUGGAUAAAAAAAAAAUCACUUACCAGAAGGUCUUUUCUUAUGUUAUCUCAAUCCUUUUUUUGGUGAGGUGGGUCAAGAAGCUACAUGGCUCUUCUCUAAUAUACCGGUCUUGCCCAUUUUGCCUGCCCUAUAAAUCUGUGAGCAGUCAAAGUGAUCUAAAUCAGAUUGCAAAUACUUUGUACAGAUCCAGUCACCCCAAGUUGAACCUAGUUCUCAAGGUCGUGAGGCUCAAAGAGGAAAGAACCAUGUGUGCUGCCCUGGGCCUCCUCAGAAGAACGAUCAAUUUACAAGUCCUCCCUCUGCUACUUAGAAGCUGUAAUCCACCACAUUCUGACUAGGAGCCGACAUGAUGCAUGCCAUCGUUGCAAAAGAAGCGCACGCUCAAAAUUUUAUUUAGAUUGUAAAUAACGCAUUUUAAAUGAUGAUCACAGACUGACUAUAAUCCCAGCAAUCCAGUGAAUUAUAGCCAGGUGCCAACUGCAGCAAUCUCGCCAGGUACAAUGCUGAAAUACAAAAUGAUGAAAAAUCAUUGAAAACAUGUCAUAUUAAAUCGUGAACAAAAUCAUCAACACGAUUGAACUCAAGGGUGCUCUGCUCAGAAGAAAACAAGCAUCUCAUGCAGCCAAGUUUGAUCUUCGCAUGUAUUGAUUUGCAAAAAUUAAAGCAUCACUCACUAUGGUUUAUUCCCUGCCCUGCAAACCAGAUUAAACGGUAAUUUGUAACUUGUGCAAAAUGACAAAACUGGUUUUACCUGGCUUGGGGGGCAGAAAAUAAGCAAUAGUUAAUAGUCUAACUAGCUGCAUAUGACAGUAGGAGGGAGAGCAAAUGUGGAAAUCCAAGAAUUCCCCAGACUCACUCUAUAAUAACAAAUCAGGGUUUGUUGCUGAAUGAGAAACAUGUCAGUGGGUUUUAUCACAGAGGUGGUCUUUGCUUGGGUAUCAUGCUAUAUUACCUGCCACAGAAAGUACCUGAAUUAAACCAGCUCUGGCCAACCUCAAUACAUGGCACGAGGUAUAUUAAGGAGGCAUUGUUUCAGUAGUAGCACGUCACAAAUUCUCUUUCCCUUGUGUAUGUCCACAGAGUUGAGUCAAUGCAGGUUUCCCAAAGACAGAAUCCGGACAGUUAGUUUCGAUGGGCAUUUGGGAAAUGGUUCUUUCUUCUUUUAGCACACUUCCUUGGCUGGAUUUUUAUGCUGCAAUGGAUGCUGAUGAAUUGUUUUUAAUAUUUUAAGGCUUUCACGUCCUGUAAGCCACCUUUCAGGUUUGUAUUUGGUAGAAAGGUGGAGUAGAGACAAAUCAAUCAGUUGCUGCAAAUUACACACUUUCUUGCUGCAUAUAAGGCUGAUCCCUCUUGCUCAGCGCUGUUUCAGUACCAGCAGUGGUACCCCAUAGUUUCAGGGAGAGAAAGGUCUUUCUUAGAACCUGUUACCCAAGCUCUUUCGCUCGAGUUGCCAGAGAUUGAAUCCCAAGCCGUUCUGCCUGCCAAGAGAGUGCAGUAUCUCUGAGCCACAGCCUCUCUCCAAUCGUAGCAUAGUCUAGUCUCUACUUUUCCUGUUGCAGCUUUGCCACCUGGUCUUGCUUGGAGUGUGAGCCUCUUCCACCACAACCACCAUACAUUAUUUAUAACACUGUCCUAUUAGUAUGCACAUUCUCUGUGAAGGCCCCCACUGUAUGGAAUGGCCUGUCUGAAGAGGUCAGGAAAGCUUCCACUCUCUUGGCCUUCUGCAAACUAUGCAAAACUUAUUAUUCAGGAAGGCUUUUUACUCAAAGCUGUGCUGUAAGGAAAUGGCUCGGAGAGAUGCAUUGAUAAAGGGAUGAGGUCUGUAGACUACUACUAGAUACUGUCUGAUGAUGCAGAUCUGCUUCUGCAUAGUUGGAUAGCUUCUGCAUCGUUUAAAUGUCAUGUCAAAUACUUGUUUUUUCAGCAAUGUUUUGCCUUUGUGCAUUCAAAUUUCUGCAGUGCAUAUCCUAUUGUUUUGUUUCUUGACUGCCCCAGCUGUUGAUUGUGUUGGCUUACACUGUGUAAUCUGUCUAGAGUCUCACUGAGAAAGACAGAUUAUAUAAAU
Messenger RNA from Eublepharis macularius, 7384 nucleotides. Its product is annotated as oncostatin-M-specific receptor subunit beta-like. The record is from RefSeq and is a predicted model, not a curated record. The transcript is spliced from 18 exons. Gene Ontology annotation, molecular function: cytokine receptor activity; protein binding. Bases 79 to 2898 code for a protein of 939 amino acids. Gene Ontology annotation, biological process: cytokine-mediated signaling pathway. Gene Ontology annotation, cellular component: membrane; external side of plasma membrane. NCBI's taxonomy places the organism in Eukaryota, Metazoa, Chordata, Lepidosauria, Squamata, Eublepharidae.